AUGUUAUUGCUACUACUUUUCGCUGCGCUCAAUUCGGCGACGAAAAAUAACGUGAAAAAGUCGACUAUUUCCUGCGACGGACUCGUGUUUCAACAAGUGUACUACGAUCGACAUCUCAUUAUGAAAGACCUCGGCAGACCGUACAACCUGAUGAUGCACAAGUACUCCGGGACGCUGUUCUUUAGUGAGACAAUUAGAAAUAACUCGGACAUCGACUUUGAGAUUAAGGCCUGUGAUCUUAAUAAAAAGAAACCAGAGUGUCACGUCGUUAAGGGCGUUCCUGGUGGCUAUGCCAUCGCCUACGACGCUGGUAACGAUGACGUAUACUUCGGAGGGCACAGCGGCAUUUACAAGUACGACUUCAUCAAGAAAGAAGCUCAAUUCUUCUCGGAAAAGGGAAAGUCAAUUUGGGGUUUAUUCGUGAGAAGAAAUUUCUACUACAUAGAGUAUCCGUCGCAGACGCUACACGUAUACCAUAGAGACGCCUUCGUGAAAGUCGCUGAAGCUAUCAACAUAGAAGUGGACAUCUUCUUCAAAUCAAAGAUGGGCGAAGUGUAUUUCUCCAAUAAGACCGCGUUAUACAAAGUCGAGAAACUGACGAGAUAUCCAAUCGUGUUGAGUGACAGCAUCUCAGUGAGACAAAUAGCUGAUGACACCUUCGGUGAUGUUUAUAUAUGUGCUACAGAUGGAGUGUAUCUAGAAGAGAAACCAUAUCUUAGAGUGAAGAAGAUCGCAGACAUACAGGACGCGUAUGGUCUGACGUUUGACGAGAGAGACUACGUAAUAUACUCAGAUAAAACGUCGGUAUACAAGUUACUUCCCAGUAAUAAGAGUAAAAUUUGCUCGGACGACUAUAUGGUAUUAGAUGAGGAUGAGAAUGUCACAGAUAACGCAAGAGAUUUGUUAAUUAGUUAA
Molecule: messenger RNA, 915 nt
Organism: Leptosia nina
Lineage: Eukaryota; Metazoa; Arthropoda; Insecta; Lepidoptera; Pieridae
Source: the annotation of a GenBank genome assembly